AUGGUCAGCACUAGAUCAGUCAGGGUACAACCCCCCUCAGAGGGAGGUCCCGUCGGAGCCGACGAUCCGUCCGUAGGAGAUCCACCUCCUUCAGACGACGAUGGCGAAGACGACGACGACGCAGGAACGGAACCCAGCAACGGCUCCAGUCUUCCAGCACAAGUCAUUCGCGUCCAUCAAACUCCACGCUUUUCCAUCUCACCCAGUCUCUCGCAGGGACGUCGGGCGAUAUUGGACUACAGCAUUCCGAAGAUCGCGAAGCUUUAUGUUUCGGCAACGAAGCCGCUCUCGAAAACUGAAUUCGACAUCAAGGCAGGUGCUCUCACACCUCUACUUUCGAGCCUGGCACUCAGGGCUCGAGAGCACGGACGGCAUGGACACGGAAGUAACGGAAUUCUCAAAAUUCCAAAUAACAUCACUAUUCCGAACGGCGCCAGCAAGUUGCUCAUCAAGGAAUACGGUCAAAUCUCCCUUCCCCACAUCCGCAACUAUGUCGGUACAUUUGCGAACACCGAAACUCGCGAAGUCCAAGAUGAUGAGGCACUCUACCAGUGCUUGAAAGUAUCGCUCACGCACGAAGCAAUGGCGAAAAUCGAUCUCUACGAAACUGAAUGGACGGUUGCAGGUGAGCCAUCUGGAGUCGCAAUGCUCAAGGUAAUCAUUCGACAAGCAUACAUUGAUACGAAUGCGACGACAAUGCAUGUGUGCACGAAACUUAGCAAGCUUGACUCAUACAUGGAGUCUCUCGCGGAACACAAUGUUACUCUUUUCAAUGAGUAUGUUUAUGAGCAGCUCCACGCUCUGACAGCUCGCGGCGAACAAACUCUUGAUUUACUUCCGAAUCUUUUCAAAGGAUACGAAGCGGCCAAGGAUACGCAAUUUUUGGAAUACAUCCGCAAGAAGAAAGCCGAAUUUGAGGAGGGAACAGUCUUUUUGGAGCCGGAAAUUUUAAUGUCGCAAGCAUCUAUCAAAUAUCGAACUUUGGUGGAGAAAGGAGAGUGGGAUGCCCCAUCCGAAAGCGAAGCGAAGAUUCUAGCUCUAACUACCCAAGUCAAGGAACUUCAGGCAAAGAAGUCAGAGAAACCUAAGUCUAAAGCUAAGGGUGACUCAAAAGGGAAGAAGAAGAAAGGGAAGAAAUCCGAUAAACCGAAAACGGACAAGUAUGCUUCACUAAAGAAGCCAAGCGCGUCGGAACCUCACACGAAGACUUUUGAUGGAGACAAGAUUAAGUUCUGUACUAACCACCAAGCUUGGGGCAUGCAUUUGGCAAGCGAAUGCAAGGGAUACGGACUCGAAAAGGAUUCCAAUGGAAAACCAAUUCCAAAAGGAUCUGAACCUAAUGCCACAGACAAGAAAGGCCCGCCCUCAAAGUUGCAUGCCGCAAUCAUGCGGAUGAGCAAGGCCCUAACAACCAAAAUCGAGAAGGCCAAGACCAAAGAAUGA
Molecule: messenger RNA, 1443 nt
Organism: Phaeodactylum tricornutum CCAP 1055/1
Lineage: Eukaryota; Bacillariophyta; Bacillariophyceae; Surirellales; Neidiaceae
Exons: 2
Coding region: 1-1443 (480 amino acids)
Source: RefSeq, a predicted model, not a curated record